AUGCAUAUGCACCAAAUGCGUCGGCCACCCCGCCAAAUUAUCCAAUAUGCCCAUGGCGAGCUGGACCCUGCGGCGCUCGCCGUCGGAAACGGCGUGCAUCCUCCACCUGGUAUCGAUGUCGAGAACGGCGACGAGCUCGUCACGACGGUCGGGGUAUUGGUCCCCGCCGACGGAGCGGAGGAGCUCGUCGACGCCGAUGUCGGUGCGGACGAUGGCGUUGAGGACCCAUUCCAGGCCGAGGUCACGCCCUCGAGGCCGACUUUGAAGGGGUCGUUGCCGCCGAUGGUGAUUGUGCCUGCUGGUGCUAGGCGUUUUCCCGCCAAGAGGCGGAGGAGGGUGGUCUUGCCUGCGCCGUUGGCGCCGAUCAAGAGGGUGCGGGAUCUGGGGGGGAGGGAGAGGGUUAUGCCUGAGAGGCCGGUGGAGUGGUCUUGGAAGAGGUAG
Messenger RNA from Podospora bellae-mahoneyi, 441 nucleotides. RefSeq lists its product as uncharacterized. Lineage: Eukaryota; Fungi; Ascomycota; Sordariomycetes; Sordariales; Podosporaceae. The record is from RefSeq and is a predicted model, not a curated record.